Spodoptera litura is the source of this 2331-nucleotide messenger RNA. Its product is annotated as gamma-glutamylcyclotransferase-like. Lineage: Eukaryota; Metazoa; Arthropoda; Insecta; Lepidoptera; Noctuidae. The record is from RefSeq and is a predicted model, not a curated record. Gene Ontology annotation, molecular function: gamma-glutamylcyclotransferase activity.
CUUAUCUAGGAAGGUUAUAGGCUAUAAAACAUUAUGAUAUAAUCAAAAGGAGCCAAGCAGAGCGCUUGAAGUUGUUAGUUUUAUAUAAAAAGAGGAGGUGAUGAUGUCACCCCCGCAUAUUUCACUCGCCUGAGGCACCAACCUAUUCCCCUUCUUGUUCUACCUUCCACUAAAGAUAUGUCUAUGAGGUACCUUACAAAUAGCAUACAUACAAUCUAUAGUUCACAUUAGUCUUUGUCUAGUUUAUGGGUUUUCAAAGCAGUUUAUGUUCCCCCUGUACUUAUACUCUUUGUAUGUCCUUAUCAAAGAGUUUAUAUAAGUUUACGAGUUGUCCUUAUUUAAUUUAUGACAGUUACAAAAGAAACUUGUCCAACAAACUUUUAUUACUAUUAUGUAGAUUGUCAAAAGAAUAAGUACUUUUUUUAUCAUACAGUGCAUCACUUUGUUAUUUAUUAAUGUACAUUUAAUUCCGUCAUCUGACGAUAAAUUAAAAAAGAUCAAAAUGAUGAAAUCUGAGAUUCGCAAACCUGACACGUUUUUGUAUUUUGCAUAUGGUGACAAUAUGGUAAAAUUCCGAAUGAAAAUGUUCAAUCCAUCAGCUGAAUUUGUUUCUAUUGCUCGAGUAGAUAAUUACAGACUAGAUUUUAAUAAAUAUGUCAAGUUUUGGGGUGGUCCUGUCGCAACUCUUGUCCCCACGGCAAACGCUCAUGUAUGGGGCGUCAUUUGGAGACUUCAUAGAGAUGACCUCGAAUCUCUUGAUCAUCAUAAUGGUAUUGAGGCAGAUACAUAUUUUGUAAGGUACAUAGAGGUCCUUACUCCAUAUAUGGGUACAUUCAGGUGUCGAACAUACCUGCAAACAAUUUAUCCUUUGCCUAGAGGUAAUAGAGAUCCCGUUCCUACUGAGCGAUGGCCAUCAUGGGGAUAUAAAGAGUUCCUAAUUAUUGGCGCUAGGCAACAUGGUCUGCCACAGUAUUAUAUAAGAUUCUUGAGAAAGUUUAAAGACAAUGGUGAUGAAGGCUGCAUUAGAUCCGACUGCUUAUUAGUGCGCUAUGGAACUAAUCAGCCAUGCCUAUGUAGAGUACCUGGCCGCAUACCACGAAAACCUCUUAAGCUGGAUUUAAAGGCAAUUAGAGAUAGAAAGCUACUCCCAGAUCCAGUAAGAUCAGUAAAGUUGAUGUAGUAGUAACAGCAAAAAAGGUCGAAGAAAAAACUAUGUCAAAGUUUAUGUCUGCAGUUUUUAGAAGAUUUUUAUGAAAGUAUAAAACAAUUACGCAUAUUCCUGUGUUGGAAUACUUAUCUAUAACAAAGUACUUUCGUAACUUCACACACAGUAACUUAUCUGUCACGAGCUACUUACCUACAUAAAGUUAAAUGUACCUAGAUGAAAUAUGUUGAAGUUCGUAAAGGUAACUUACUUUAUCCAUGUUAUCCAACUGCAUGUAGGUAAGAUUCUGUUUUAAUUGAUAGGUGAUAAAAUUGUCCAACGCACUUGAAGGCUACUAGUGUAAUCGUUUAGGAAGAGGUAUCGGAAUAUUUAAUGAGAAACCUUUAGUUCAUAAACAGUAUACUGUGUCUAUGUAAGUGGGUCAAUAUUUUAACUUUAACAAAUAAGGUAUACCAAGAAAAAUAUCAACACGAAUGUAAAAUAAUAGAGGGGACAAACUGAAAACCAUUUUUUACUAUUUUUUAUAACUUUUUUAUUAAUAUAAAUAUUAAAAUUAUUAAUAGGUACUCGGUUUAUUAAAUUAAUUAUAUAAAAUUGUACACUAUCUCAAUCGUUUGGUGAAAUUGUAUCUAAAUUGAGCAUAUAGCACAACGCUACCCCGACACUUAUACAAAACAUACACAAUUCACACAAGGAAAUAAAUCAUUUGGAAAUUACUUUAUCAGUCAAUAAUUUAUGCAUAAUAUAAUCACUAAAAAUGAGGUAAUGUAACUGCCUUGUAGUGAUAAUCACAAUGAAACAAAUACUGAUAAAAACAAGAGCGUAAGUAACAAAGGUCGACAGUAGGCACAGGCCGCAGGGAACGCUGUGUGAGGCAACGUUGUGCGAGACCUCGCCGCGGCCGCGGUCACUCGGCAACGUAUUGACGUUUUAACGUACUCCUCGCCAAUACGCCCGUGCAGUGCUACUGGUUUGGUGGGGCUUUCUUUAUUUCACUGCACUGGAAUAUUCGCGAUAGCAAUGGAACUAAGUUAUAGUUCUAAUAUAUUUAGGUUACACUUAACGAUACCUACCUACGACAUUCCUCAUAAUUGAGCAAAAGGCACUAUGCAAAUUUUACACAUAAAACAAUAUUUGGGUUUUAACGAAGAUUGUUUCAAUUCUAC